Molecule: messenger RNA, 1506 nt
Organism: Anopheles nili
Lineage: Eukaryota; Metazoa; Arthropoda; Insecta; Diptera; Culicidae
Gene: oc
Product: homeotic protein ocelliless
Exons: 3
Coding region: 1-1506 (501 amino acids)
Biological process (GO): regulation of transcription by RNA polymerase II
Cellular component (GO): nucleus
Molecular function (GO): DNA-binding transcription factor activity, RNA polymerase II-specific; RNA polymerase II cis-regulatory region sequence-specific DNA binding
Source: RefSeq, a predicted model, not a curated record
AUGGCGGGCUUCCUGAAGUCGUCCGACCUCGGGCCGCACCCGCACGGUUACGGGUCCGCCCAUCAUCCGCACCAUGCCCACCCGCAUGGACCUUUACCGCCCGGAAUGCCUAUGACAUCGUUAGCCCCGUUCGGUCUUCCCCACGGGCUAGAUGCUGUAGGAUUUCCGCAAGGUAUGUGGGGCGUGAACCCACGAAAGCAACGCCGCGAGCGAACCACCUUCACCCGGGCACAGCUGGACGUGCUGGAGGCCCUUUUCGGCAAGACACGCUAUCCGGACAUUUUCAUGCGCGAGGAGGUGGCACUAAAGAUCAACCUUCCUGAAUCUAGAGUACAGGUUUGGUUCAAGAAUCGACGUGCCAAGUGCCGGCAGCAACUCCAGCACCAGUCCUCGUCCAAUCUCAACAGCAGCAAAUCGUCCGGUGGUGGAGGCUCCAGCGGGUCAUCCCGUGGUGGCGGGUCUGGUCAAACCGGCGGCAACAGUGGCCCUUCCGGGGCCGGUUCAGGCUCGUCCGGUGGCACCAAAAGCUCGCUGGUGAACGCGAACAACAAACCGACGAUUAAGCACACGCCGAUGAACAGCAGCCAUGGGGCGGGCGGCGCAAGUGGGCCCGGUUCCGGUCCAACCGGUGGCAACAAUGGCGGAGCGGGUGGUGGUGCGGGUGGUGGUGGUGGUGCUCCGACAAACCCGGCCGGACCCGGACACAAUGGGCCGCUCGGUUUGAGCCACAGCAAUGCCUCACCGAUACUGCCGAUCACACCGUCGACCUCCGUCAGCCCGCCGAUCAACGUGAUCUGCAAGAAGGAACAGCCCUCGUCCUACCACCAUGGAGCGGGCGGUGGUGGUGGUGGCGGUGGAGGCGGCAACGAAGGCGGCGCGGGCAUGAAGCCCACCGGGUACGACCUGCUGAAGGACUCGGAGCUGAACCUCGCGCACCAUUCGUCCUCCGCCUACGUUAACAUCAACUCGCGGCUAGGGCAGUCGCUCAACUCGGCCGGUGUCGUCGGAGGCGGUGUCGGAGGUGUCGGAGGCGGUGUCGGAGGUGUCGGAGGUGGUGUCGGAGGUGUCGGAGGUGGGCUCGGAGGUGUCGGUGUCGGGGUGGGUGGUGGCGGUGCCGGCGGGUUAGGCAAUGGACCGUCCGCUGGCAACCUGACACCACUUGGGUCGAACUCCUCCAUCAUGACGACACCGUCGCCACCGAUCACACCGCAGACAUCCCACAAUCCGCUCUCGUACGUGCCGAACCACGAGACGUACAACUUCUGGCACAACCAGUACCAGCAGUACCCGAACAACUACAACACGCCGUCCUACUACAGCCAGAUGGACUACUUCCAGAACCAGAACCAGAGCAACUACAACAUGGGCCACACCGGCUACACCACGUCCGCCAACUUUGGGCUCGCGUCGACGUCCGCACUCGCCGGUCCGAUGGGCUCGCAAACCUUCAGUCCGAACGGGCUCGAUUACAUGAACCCGCAGGAUAAGUACGUCAACAUGGUGUAA